GCACUGUGGGUGGGCACAGCACUGGGUGGGUGGGCACAGGUGGGUGGCACUGGUGGGCACAGGUGGGUGGGCACAGGUGGGUGGCACUGCUGGGCACAGGUAGGUGGCACUUCUGGGCACAGGUGUGUGACACUGCAGAGUGGCACAGGUGGGUGCACUGCUGGGCACAGGUGGGUGCACUGCUGGGCACAGGUGGGUGAUCUGCUGGGCACAGGUGGGCGGAGCUAGUGGGCGCACUGCUGGGCCCAGGUGGGUGGAACUUGUGGGUGGCACUGCUGGGCACCGCUCUGACAACUGCCGGUUCUCGGCACGUGUCAUUGGACACCGCUGAUCACGUGGUAAAAGGCCGGU
This is a messenger RNA of Staurois parvus, 351 nucleotides long. The record is from the annotation of a GenBank genome assembly. NCBI's taxonomy places the organism in Eukaryota, Metazoa, Chordata, Amphibia, Anura, Ranidae.